Molecule: messenger RNA, 375 nt
Organism: Arabis nemorensis
Lineage: Eukaryota; Viridiplantae; Streptophyta; Magnoliopsida; Brassicales; Brassicaceae
Source: the annotation of a GenBank genome assembly
AUGGUGGCCUCUUCUCUGUCGGAGAUGACAGAACGUCUAUCAAUCUUCUCGCCUUGGCUAGAUCUGACAUCACCGACGAGACUCCAGUCAUCCCCUCCGGAUCCGCUGGACCCACCGGACCCCAGCAACUCUCCAACUUCGGCUCGGAUCUCGGUCGUAAUCUCUCAAAAACUCGUAUCACCUCUCAUCCAAAAUGAAACGCCAGCACUACCGCGGUCUCCGGUUACAUCGUUGCUGACAACCUCCAGCCAUCUCCGCCGCAUUCUCUUGAGUUCAAAGGUCUUCAUUGAUAAAUAUCUCGCCAUAGAGAUGGGGUCUCCGGUGGCCCUUUACUGCCUCACCGUCACUCUCAUUGGGAUAAAGAUAUGGGCCUGA